Molecule: messenger RNA, 1343 nt
Organism: Cotesia glomerata
Lineage: Eukaryota; Metazoa; Arthropoda; Insecta; Hymenoptera; Braconidae
Product: ADP-ribosylation factor-like protein 16
Exons: 2
Coding region: 647-1225 (192 amino acids)
Molecular function (GO): GTP binding; GTPase activity
Source: RefSeq, a predicted model, not a curated record
AUACAAAGUGUAAUAUUGUACAUAAAAACCUUAUGCACAUAAGACAUUUUAAUCUUUGUACAAAAAAGAAAACAAACGUGUAUAAAAAGUUUUCUAGUGAAAACUACUUUGACCCUAGGACAAUUUUUAUCAACAAUCAGUUGAUGCAGUAUUUGUUUUCAACAUUGUUAUUAACUAAUUAUUAUUAUUAAUUCCGAAUUACUCUCGUCAUAGAAUUUUUUAUUAUUAUUAUCAUUAAUGUAAUUGAUAAUGAUUGUAUUGUAACUGUGACUAUUAUUACUAUUAUAAUUAUUAUUAUUAUUAUUACUAUAAAAUAUUUAACAGUUUUAAUUGUUUUAUAAAAUGUAAUAUACUUUCUCUUUGGCAGUAAGUAGAUUACAAAAAACAUAAAUAAUUAGAUAAUUUAAAAAAAUAUAUAAGAAUAAUAGUAAAAUUUCUUUAUAAUAUUGUUUAUAUUCUUUUUCUUACUACAAAUGCGCUUAAAUGACCUAUUUGAUACGUAAAUAACGUACAAAUAUUGUUUGAUCGAUAGAACAAUGUCCUCGUAAGACCUUUGAUGCUGCUGUAUAUUUACUUAUGCAAAAUUAAAUUAUAUAUUUAACACUUUAAAAAAAAAAAAAAUAUUUUAAGAUAAAUAAAUACAGUUAUGUGUUUGUGCCUUGGUCCCGCUAAGUCUGGAAAAACUUUGUUAAUGAAAAGAUUGCAAGGUGAUGAAAAAAUAGACGAUGCAUCUCAUACUGUACCCACUAAUGGAAUUAAUCUUUUUACAAUAAAAAGUGAUGAUGGACAUUUUGAUAUUAUUGUUAGAGAAAUUGGGGGCAGUAUGGCGCCUAUUUGGCAUCAUUAUUUUGACAGGGUGCAUAAAAUUAUUUAUGUAGUAGAUGCAAGUAAUUUAUGUCAAAUAAGCGCAGCCGGUGUACUUUUAUAUUCACUGUUAGUGGAACCAAAGCUUCAGCAUGUUAAAAUUUGUUUUGUACUUGGCAAAAUGGAUUUAUCAUAUCGACAAAUGCGUAAUGAGGCAUUGUUAAUGCUACAUUUUAAUCGUUUAAUACGUGAAGUGAGUCAGAAGAUAACGGUAAUCGAAGCUAGUGGAAUGACUGGUCAGGGUAUUGAGCUUUUACGCAAUUGGAUUUUUGAUCCAGAAACACUGAAAGCCGUUGGAUCAACUGGUAACGCUGCAGCUGCGGCUGCCGCUGCAAAUGCAGUUUUUACCACUAAAAAAUAAUUAUUGUACUACAUAAUUUUAUAAUUACAAGCAAUUGUCACCUUUUAAUAAUGAAUUAUAUGCUCAAUUUUAUGUAAUUAAUUUUUUUUUAUUUUUUUACAGUUUCUAUAAGUUAUAG